Phyllostomus hastatus (greater spear-nosed bat) is the source of this 643-nucleotide messenger RNA. RefSeq names its product nuclear protein 1, transcriptional regulator (gene NUPR1). The transcript is spliced from 3 exons. Gene Ontology annotation, cellular component: nucleus. Gene Ontology annotation, biological process: negative regulation of cell cycle; negative regulation of cell population proliferation. Lineage: Eukaryota; Metazoa; Chordata; Mammalia; Chiroptera; Phyllostomidae. The record is from RefSeq and is a predicted model, not a curated record. Bases 91 to 342 code for a protein of 83 amino acids.
AUCCAGUAAGUUGGGAGGUGCCAGGAAACCAGACACAAAGAAAAAUUUAGAAGGCAAGAGAGAGAAAGAAACAGUGAGAGUAAGCCAGACAUGAUGGCUACCUUCCCCAGAGCAGCCAGCUGGUCCCAGCAGCUCCCGGGCCCACAGGACGAAGACCCCAACCUGGAUGAGUACGACCUCUACAGCCUGGCUCAUUCUUACCUGGGAGUGGGAGGCCGGAAAGGUCGCACCAAGAGAGAAGCUGCUGCCAACACCAACCGCCCCAGCCCUGGCGGGCACGAAAGGAAGCUGGUGACCAAGCUCCAGAAUACGGAGCGGAAAAAGCGAGGGGCACGACUCUGAGACAGAGCUGGAGAUGAGGCCAGAGCACGCACACCUGGUGGCAGGACCACGGAGGAAUCAGCACCUGGAGCAGCAUCCAGGCCUACCUGCCUCCCACCCCAUCCCAAGGACUUACCCCACCAGACUGAGGCUCUGAGGGGCCACCCAGGAAGCACCCCCAGCUCCAGAAAAAGGGCAAAAUAGGGAGCAAGAGGCAGGGAAUGGAGAGUCAUGAAGGUACCCCAAAAAGAAAGAUGCUGAAGAAACCGGAGUUCCCUGGGGUGGCAGUGACAAUAAAGUACAGCAGCAGCAGCUGUGUGCA